AUGAGACGUGUCACCGAUGAUUCGUUCGGCUCGCUUGUCCAGGCGUUUCCAGUACACACCGUGACGGAGAGCAUCAAGAUACUCUCGAUCACGGAGCGAAGUUGUAGCCAUACUGCUCUUGAGGAGAAUAGUUGGUGGAAAGUUGAUUUAGGAGACAGUUAUUGGAUAACAGAAGUGGUCAUAACAAAUCGACAGGAUUGCUGUUCUGAGAGAAUUGAUGGAGCAGUGGUGACAAUUGGUGACAAUUUUGAUAUAAGCCAAAACAACCAGUGUGGUGAUCAAGUAGACUGGGAUGCAAACACAUAUAAUGUGAAGAUUCCAUUUGAAUGUCAUCUCAGAGGGCGAUAUGUUGGUGUAACACUGAGAGAUCACACCAACAGUUUACAACUGUGUGAAGUAGAAGUCUAUAGCGAUUAA
Molecule: messenger RNA, 417 nt
Organism: Saccoglossus kowalevskii
Lineage: Eukaryota; Metazoa; Hemichordata; Enteropneusta; Harrimaniidae
Product: fucolectin-1-like
Source: RefSeq, a predicted model, not a curated record